Microstroma glucosiphilum is the source of this 177-nucleotide messenger RNA. RefSeq names its product putative RPL29-60S large subunit ribosomal protein. Gene Ontology annotation, molecular function: structural constituent of ribosome. The transcript is spliced from 3 exons. Gene Ontology annotation, biological process: cytoplasmic translation. Gene Ontology annotation, cellular component: ribosome; cytosolic large ribosomal subunit. The record is from RefSeq and is a predicted model, not a curated record. NCBI's taxonomy places the organism in Eukaryota, Fungi, Basidiomycota, Exobasidiomycetes, Microstromatales, Microstromataceae. The annotation marks the transcript as partial.
AUGGCCAAGUCGAAGAACCACACGAACCACAACCAAAGCCGCAAGGCCCACCGAAACGGUAUCAAAAAGCCGAAGACCAACAAGUACCCCAGCUUGAAGGGAGUCGACCCCAAGUUCGUCCGCAACCAGAGGUACGCCAAGCACGGAACCGAGAAGGCUCUCCGUGAGUCGAGGGCU